Carassius auratus (goldfish) is the source of this 3228-nucleotide messenger RNA. RefSeq names its product exocyst complex component 3-like. The record is from RefSeq and is a predicted model, not a curated record. NCBI's taxonomy places the organism in Eukaryota, Metazoa, Chordata, Actinopteri, Cypriniformes, Cyprinidae. Gene Ontology annotation, molecular function: SNARE binding. Gene Ontology annotation, biological process: exocyst localization; exocytosis. The transcript is spliced from 13 exons. Gene Ontology annotation, cellular component: exocyst. Bases 181 to 2427 code for a protein of 748 amino acids.
CGCUGCCGUCAUCUGACCGAGCGUUGGGCGACACCAGGAAGAAACAGCUGUUAUGACAUUAAAUGAAGAGAAUAAACAUUAAAAUAAAAUAUCAAUGAACAGGUCAUAACAACAACUCGCAGCUCGCAAAACAAACACCAGGUCCGGUACCUUGAACCCUGCAGUUUGGGAUCAGUUACAAUGGAGGAGACGAACAGAGAGGCGGUUGCCACGGCAGUGCAGAGGGUUGCUGGGAUGCUGCAGCGCUCUGACCAACUCGACAAAGUGGAGCAGUACAGACGGAGAGAGGCGCGCAAGAAAGCUUCCGUGGAAGCUAGAUUAAAGGCUGCUAUUCAGUCUCAGUUGGAUGGGGUACGAACAGGCCUCACGCAGCUCCAUAAAGCCCUGUGUGAUGUGAAAGACAUCCAGAGCUCUCUGGCAGACGUCAGUAAAGACUGGAGGCAGAGCAUCAACACCAUAGAGAGUCUGAAGGACGUGAAAGACGCAGUGGUUCAGCACAGUCAGCUGGCUUCAGCCGUCGAGAACCUCAAAAACAUUUUCUCAGUACCUGAGAUCGUACGAGAGACUCAUGAUCUGAUCGAGCAGGGCGAGCUGCUUCAAGCUCACCGCAAGCUAAUGGACCUGGAGUGCUCCCGCGAUGACCUCAUGUACGAGCAGUAUCGCAUGGACAGCAAGAACGUCCAUGACAUGAACCUCAUUCGUAACUACUUCGGCCAGGUGCAGGGCCUGUCAGAGGAACUCUCCAAACAACUCUGGAUGGUCCUCCAACGCGCCAUGGUCACUGUCCGCCGCGACCCCACCAUGCUGGUGUCUGUGGUCCGAAUCAUCGAGCGUGAAGAGAAGAUCGACCGCAAGAUGCUGGACCGUAAGAAGCAGACCGGGUUCAUCCCACCCGGGAGGCCCAAAUCCUGGAAAAAUCGAAUGAAUGAAGUCCUAGAGAGCACCGUGAGUGGUCGCAUCGAGAGCACGCAGUCAGAAACACGCGAGUCUGACAAGAUGUGGCUGGUGAGGUUGCUGGAGAUCACUAGGAAGUACGUUCUGGAUGACCUGACCGUGGUGAAGAACCUGAUGGUGCAGUGCUUCCCGCCACACUAUAACACCUUCCAGGUGUUCCUAAACCUGUAUCUUAAAUCAGUGUCGGCACGCGUGCAGGAGCUCGCAGCUGAAGAUCUGGAAGCCAACGAGAUUGUGUCUCUUCUCACGUGGGUCCUCAACACGUAUAAAAGUGUGGAGAUGAUGGCUCAUCCUGAUCUGCAGCCUGAGUGUGACGUCAAGCAGCUGGAGCCACUGCUGCCCGAACACGUGGUGGAUAAUUUGCUGGGCAAAUACCUCAAAAACUUUACUUCAAACAUCACAGGCUGGCUGCGCAAAGCUUUGGAGACUGAUAAGAAAGACUGGCAGAAGGAGACGGAGCCUGAGGCUGACCAGGACGGCUACUACCAAACCACCUUACCUGCUAUUGUCUUCCAGAUGUUUGAGCAGAAUUUGCAGGUGGCUGCGCAGAUCAACGAGACCUUUAAAGAGCAGGUGCUGAGAGUCUGUCUGAAGCAGAUGCACUCGUUCCUUGUGAGGUAUCGAGAGGAGGCGAUCAGCUACAAGGAGGAACAUCUGAAAGAUCGUCAGCUCCCGCAGUGCUACGUUCAGUACAUGAUCGCCAUCAUCAACAACUGUCAGACGUUCAAAGAGUCUAUAAAUAGCUUGAAAAGGAAGUACUCUCAGUCGACUGAACCCACUCAGAUCGACGCCACCAUAGACAAGCUCCUGAACGAGGUGGCCCGAGAGGGCUGCCAGUUCCUGCUGGAUGAAGUCUUCCUGGAUUUGGAGCAUCAUCUUAAUGAUCUGCUGACCCGGAAGUGGUUGACCGGAUCUCAUGCUGUAGACACCAUCUGUGUGACCGUGGAAGACUACUUUAACGACUUUGCCAAAGUUAAAAAGCCUAAUAAUCAGGAAAUGACGAGCGAGGCUCAUCGGCGGGUGGUGGUGGAGUAUCUGAAGGCCAUCAUGCAGAAGCGCAUCUCGUUUAAAAACGCCGAUGAGAGGAAGGAGGGAGCCGACCGGAUGAUGAAAGAAGCAGAUCAGUUCAAAUUCCUCUUCAGGAAACUUUCUGCUGGAGAGGACACAGACCGGCUGUGUGACUCCAUCUCUGCCAUCGCUGAGGUCUUCAAACUGACCGAUCCUGCGCUGCUCUACCUGGAGGUGUCCACCCUGGUGUCCAAAUAUCCUGACAUCAGAGAGGAGCACAUUGUGGCCCUGUUAGCAGUCCGUGGAGAUGCCAGUCGAGAAAUGAGACAGAUGAUCAUAGAAACUCUGAACCAGAACAAACCAUCCUCUUCCACUGUGUCUCAGCCCAUCUUCAGAGACAUCACUGUGCCAACCAACACCAUGACCGCCAUGACCUCUAUGACUGUUCCCAAACUGCUCAAAUAAUCUGACCUUUACCCCUAGAGCCUUUACUAAGCCGCUAACAGGCCACUGAAUGGAGUAUCGACUCCAAUGAUGCACUUUGGAAAUAUAUUCUCUGCCAUCUCAGUGGAUGAUGAUGUACACUUGAAUGGCAGCAGCUCGUGUUGAGACUGCAGAUGCUUAGAUUUAUUAUGAUGACUUGAUGUACAGAAACAUUUAAAAAAAAAAAAAAAUCCUACCCUGCCCUUCGAAAAAUGGUUGAAAGAUUAAUUAAAACAAUAGUUCACCCAAAAGCUUGUCAAAAGCACCAAAAUAUGUUUUGGGAGUUAUAUUUCCACAUAUUGCAGCUAUAUUGUACUUAAUGGAUGUCAGGCUUUAGAAAGACAACAUAAGUAUGCACUUAUAUUCAAUGUCUUAUAAAGCAAAUAUGAUAGUUUUUUGGUUCACAUGAAAAGCCAUUUAAGUAGUUACAAAACCAGAACCUUUCAAAUUGCAUUUUCUCUUACAUUUUCAAAUAUGGCAUUAAAGAUACACUAGGUUUGUCUAACCUACUGGUGACAAAUAGCAAUUUAUUUUUUCAGUUAUUUACAUUAAAACUCAAAUGUUCAGUAGAUUUUUUUUAUAUAGUGCAUUAACAAAUGAUGAGGUUGCAUUCAGCAGCGUUUGUGUCGUUCGUUCUCAUGAAUAAUGUAGAGUUUAAUUUCUUUUUCACUAUAGUGCCACACAUUCAGAAGCAUCCUGCUGGUUACUGUCAUGAACUGUAACGAACCACUGUACUCCAUCACGUCUGUUUUCACUGGAAUAAAAUCCGGGUUAACACUAAAC